UUAUCUUCACUGCUCUGUGUUGCUGCUGUCGGGAAACUGGGUGUGUGAUCCGGAGUGGCUGAUGGAAUUGCUUGCUGUCUUUGCAUUGGCUGACCGCACAGCAGCACUGCUCCGUGUAUUUUUAGCCAUUGAUGCAAUUCAUAUUGCGGUGCGAGCGAGGCGACUCGGUCCACAGUCCCAGUAGGCUACACGGGAGUUACAGGGGGUACCUGCAAGUGCAGUGCUCGGGGUUUGCGACAUAGACCGAAGGAGAUUGGGGGAGACUGGCUACACAGCAAGUCAAGUAAAAAUAAAUAAACGGCAUUAUCGGCUUUUCACGGUCAGGUGCUGAGGCUGUAGCCUGAGGAUUUUCCAAUAGCCUACAGUUGUAGAUUUAUUGUUGGUCUAUUUUAACUGAGCAGCUUUGCAAAUGGCAAGUCCCGCUGCAGAUAGAGGACAACCACACCAGCGACAUCCCCUCUCCGAAUCGGCCUCGGAGCCCGCGUUUCUAGAAGCGCAGAAAUGGAUUGAGGCGGUCACAGGCAGAUGCUUCAAUGACAAGGACUUCAGGGGAGGCCUGGAGAAUGGGAUCCUGCUGUGCGAGUUGCUGAGCUCCAUCAAACCUGGCUUGGUGAAGAAGAUCAACAGAUUACCCACUCCCAUCGCUGGCCUGGACAACCUGAGUGUGUUCCUGCGUGGCUGUGAGGAGCUGGGACUGAAGGGCUCUCAGCUGUUUGACACUGGGGACCUGCAGGACAUCUCCACACGCCCCAACGCCAGCAGGGUUGCCGACUGCAGUAGGAAACUCAAGAAUGUUCUGAUUACCAUAUACUGGCUGGGCCGGGCUGCCAACAGCUGCACCUCCUACAACGGGCCCACACUGGACCUGAAGGAGUUUGAAGGCCUGCUAUCACAGAUGCGAAAGGAGGCGGAGGACACGGAGAGCCCCCAACGCAGCAUACGGGACAGCGGCUACAUCGACUGCUGGGACUCGGAGCGUAGCGACUCACUCUCCCCGCCUCGCCACGGCCGAGAGGACUCCUUCGACAGCCUGGACUCAUUCGGCUCACGCUCCAGACAGACGCCCUCGCCGGACGUACUGGUCGCCCGCGGCAUCGGCAGUGAUGGCCGUGGCAGCGACUCCGAGUCCGACGCCGGACCCCACGGAGGCAGGAAGCUGCCGGACGUGCGCAAGGAUGACAUGCUGGCUCGGCGGACCUCGGUGAGCGAGCCCCGCGUGAUGGUGCCCUUCAAUCAGUACCUGCCCAACAAGAGCAAUGCCAGUGGCUACGUGCCCACACCGCUGCGCAAGAAAAGGGGUGACCACGAGGGCCGGGAGGAGAGCAGUGGAGGGGGUGGGGGCAACCGCAAGAGCUGGAGUACCGCCACCUCGCCCAUAGGAGGCGAUAUUCCCUUCAGAUUCAGUCACAAAGCUGCUAGUGUAUCAGAUGACCCAGAGAGUGUGAGUAUGAUUGACAUGCGUUGUGAGGAGGACGCCAUCUUGCCACACCACAGCCAGGUGCGCCACGAGCUCAUGCACAACCAGUACAACAUGAUGAAGGAGGAAGAGGACCACUGGCAGGACGACCUAGCCCGGUGGAAGAGUCGCAGGAGAAGCGUCUCCCAGGACCUGAUUAAGAAGGAGGAAGAGAGGAAGAUGAUGGAGAAGCUAAUGACGGGUGAGGGAGGGGCCAUCUCUCAGAGGAGGAAGAGCAUCAAAACCUACCGGGAGAUUGUUGAGGAGAAGGAGCGUCGUGAGAACGACCUCCGCGAGGCCUACCGGUUGGCCCGUAACCCUGAGGAGGCGGCGUUGGUCCUCCACCGCUACGCCCAGCGCUUCACCAUCAGUGAAGCGGUGCUGGAGCGCCUGCAACUGCCCAAACUGCUGGACAGGAGCAUCUCUGAGGAUCCCACCGCUACCACCAACACACGUCUCACCCUCACCCCCACUUCCUGUUCUCCCACCCCCACCUUCCCGGAAGAAGAUACAAAUGGCCCCCUGAAGUACCUGAGGCAGCAGUCGCUUCCGGCACCCAAGUUUACUGCUACUGUUGAGGCCCAGGUGGUGGGGUUCCCCCAGGGUCUGUCUCAUCGCCCCCAGAUUCGGUCGCGCAAGCCUGAACCAAACCCCUCUAUCCGGGCCGUCUCACCCAAGUCUGUGCCUUUGCUGAUACCCAAGCCUUACAAUCAACCCAAGGGCAUGCAGAUGCUGGUGGGACCCAGACCAGGCAAGGUGGACGGCUUGCUGCGAGUGAACGGCGACAUGGGAAACGAGGAGGUCACCACUCCAGAGAGCGAGGGAAGGACCUCCCCUCUACGGUUCUACCCCUCCCCUGCCACACCUACAGCCUCCUCUGAUGGUUCCGACACACACCCAUGUGAGGCCACUCCCCCACCCACACAUAGCCCCUCCCCCAGGGCAAGCCCAUUACCAGCUGUGGCACAGUGUGGCACAGGCACCGCAGUGACAUCUUUUUCAGUGCCAGCAGAAAGUGAUGCCCAGGAGAAGGGUAAUGCACAGGAGUCUACCCCGCCUAGCCGGCCCACCUCACUGCCCUCGGAGCUGCAGAGCACAGAGUGUCUUGUGGAGGCGGGAGGCAGGUCUGCUGCAGGCCCACUGGGGGAGGAGCCCAACACAACAGAGACUGCAGUACAUCCCUCUCCAGCUACAGAGUCACAACAAGCUCCCAAAGAACAAACAGAAGUGUGUAUGAAUGCCACAGCGACUAGACAGAACGCCACUGUCCUCCGUCCAGUCCUAUCAGAGCACGCCACACAACAAGCUCAACCAAUGACCGCACCGGUCAGUGAGCCCAGCCUGGAGUCAUCUCAGAGAGCAGAUGAAGUUGCUACAUUGGCUGAUCCAGGACCUGUCAGAAACAAACCACCAUGUGAAGCUCCCACAACAGAGGGGGCAGAGCAGGAGCGUGGUACAGCAGCGGUCACUCAGGUGUCAUCCCCGGUAGUAGCCCAGGCUAAGCGGGGUGACCGCUGGUCUUGGGACCCAAAUGAGGAGCGAAAGCGUCAGGAAAGGUGGCAGCAAGAGCAGGAGCGCAUGCUUCAGGAGAAGUACCAGCAUGAGCAGGAGAAGCUGAAACAGGAGUGGGAGAGAGCGCAAAGAGAGGUGGAAGACGAGGAGAGGAGAUACCAUGAGGAGGAGCGAAGGAUACUAGAGGAGACUGUGGCCCCUCUGACCCCCCUCUCCUCCACCCUGCCCUCGCCCAUCCGAGGGGACACCCCCGGGCCCAUGGACCCCCAGGACACCAUCGUCCGGUCGCUGGCCGACUGGGAACGCAAGCAGGAGCUGCUGGAGAGGCAGGGGGGGAACACAGAGAGAGUGGUAUGGAAAGGACAAGAUAACGACAGGAGUAGUGACAUCAGCACAGCGUCCAGAGAUGAUAGUCUGAAAACAGCAGUCAGCUCAAUCAGCCAGAACAUCAGUCAGGCAGACAAGCUGACGCCGAGUUUGCAGAAUGGUCAGAGAGCACCACCCACCAUGGCCGUUCCCCAGCCCCCCAACAAGAAACAAAAUACAGAGGUCUUACUAGACUGCACCAAACCCAGCCAGCAGGCGCCCUCUCGGGACAGGAGGUGUGGCUCCAUUGAAUCCAUGGGGCGCAGUCCAUCAAACUCACCCACCACAUGCCCAUCCGACAUGCCUCAAUCUCCAAACAGGUCGGUGAGCGGUAAGAAGCUGUGCUCCAGUUGCGGUCACCCUUUGGGAAAAGGGGCGGCCAUGAUUAUUGAGACCCUCAGCCUUUACUUCCACAUCCAGUGCUUUAAGUGUGGGGUCUGUAAGGGACAGCUGGGUGACACCACCACGGGGACAGACGUGAGGAUCCGGAACGGCCUCCUCAACUGCCACCAGUGCUACAUCCGCUCCCGUUCAGCCGGCCAGCCAACCACAUUGUGACAACGUUGGGUCAAUGGAAAGCACACAGAGAAAUUGUCUCCCUUCUUCCUGCUUCUCCAUAUAAUCAACAUGUGUGGAAUGUGUCUUGUCUGUCAAUGCCUAUGUGGGGAUUUUCGCAAUGUCUGCAAUUCACAUCCUAUCGGGUUUAUUGAAAUGGUCCAAAUAAUGCCUGACAUUGGAAAGUUGUGUGUGCAUAGAAUAUUAGUCCGACUGAUCAUAGUCGGCCUAUUGAUUCUAUUGGCUCUGUAUGAUCACAGCUCAGAGGUUCUCACUUCCUCGUUUCCAUAUGCACCCACAAGCCCUCGAGGAUGGUGGACAUUUUGAAUCUGAGCUCUGAUACUGUAAAUAUGGUGUAUACAGUAUAACAGCCUCCAUCACUUCAAAACCGUAUAGGAAACUCAUGAAAACACUAAUGCAAUGAAAUCCAACCAACAAAUUUGACACUUAGACAAAAUAUUUGUUUGUAAAGUAUACCCUUUAUUUGAAUUGAAUUAUUCUCUGGUAUCCAGGUUGUUAGAUAGGCCUUAUUAGUCUUUAGUUUGUAACUUAAGCUUCUAAUUUGGUUGCUAGAGAAGGUUGUCAUGAUUUAAAAUGAAAGUUUCAAGUAAUAGAAGUGUAUUCCAUUUUGCCGACUUGAGAUCUGUAGGAGUUUUUUCUCGAUGGUCAACUAAAGGCUUAGAAAAGCCUGCUUUGUUCCUCCCGAUUUUCACUUAAACCACAAUUAACCCAAACUCUGGUUUAAAUUCUGAAAGUUAAAUCAUUUAGCUGCCUAUCUUCUUUCCAGGCAGCUCCAACACUGUCUUAUCUUUUAUUUCUUCCCUAUUGCUUUAGUAGCCUACUGGAUAAUUAAAAAAAAUACUGUGCUGUCACUAGGCUAUAGGCCUACAUUACAGUAACUUCGCACGUCGGCCUGACAACGUUAUCCUUUUCUCUCUUUCUUUGCUCAAAACAGAUGUCCGCUCACAAAGUUAGAUGUACUUGAUUUUAGAGCAAUAACGCGAACUGAUGCAUGUAAACUGAUUGUGGAGGUAAACAACCGUCAUUAUGGAUUCAUGCUACUGUACUAAACCAUUCCGUUAACUCUUAACUGGUUCUCUUUAGGAAUUUCACGCUUGGAAUGUCAUGAAACGUGCCUUAGGUAAACAGGUGAUUGCACACUCAAGGGAAGGGAACCCAAAGAUGGUGUCCACUUAAAGGAAAGCUCCACCCAAAAACUAUCUUUUGGUAUUUAUUUCAUUAGUCCAUUGCUGAUAUAGUCUCAACUUGAUUGUUGACAAGCAAAACAUUAUCAAGAUAUCACUUAAAAUACAGAAAUCAGCCAUAUUCAUCAUAUAGGGGUGAUUUCUGUAUUUUGUAUGUUACAUGUCUUUAAAAACUUAUUUGCUAACAAGCAAAACAUUUUGAGACUAUAUCAACAAUAGACUAAUGAAACAAAUGCCAAAUUAUCGUUUUUGGAUGGAGUUUUCCUUUAAGUGUGAUUGGGUAGGAUGGGAGGUUUUUGUCCAAAAUGCAGGAGAAACUGCACGAGAGCUUAAAAUCACCCCACCAAUUUGUUUUGUUGAUAUUCCCCUUUAUUUUUUACUCAUGUCACAGUCUACCAAACCUUGUUUUCUCAUGAUUUCAUGAUUUGCAGUGAGUCUUUCCAGUUUCAAAACGGAAUCUAAAAUGUAUCUAGGAUAUAUGGUUGACAUAUUUAAUAGCAGCCUUUCCCAACAAAAAAUAGGAUGACAUUGAUUUUUUUUAAAUUGUGUAUCCGAAUGUUUUGACAUUAUUAUAAUGACUCUAUAUAGGCCUCUCUAUGCCCUGUUGACAGUGAUGACGAUUUUGGUAAUUGCUCAGCAAUAGAAACCCAUUUUCAACAACAAAAAUAUAAAUUAAGCAUACUUGUUGCGUUGUGAAAUUAUGGCUAAAAUGUUCUUACCAGCAGGUGCACUUGAUUAACAUUUGGCUGCUAAAGACUAGGGCCAGCAGUUCGAACGUCAAUUGUGAAAUUAUAGGCUACUAUGGAGCAAUUUCAGUGCCAACAGAAAUUGUAUUUGAAUUUCAUAAUUUCGAAUUUGUAUUAGGAUUUUGAAUUUGAUUGUAAUACUUUUGAAUUUGUAAUCGUUGAAUUCAGCUUUAGCUAAGUGGGCUAACACAGUCUUGUGACAUGUAGGAGACCUUGUUCAAACCCACUCAGUCACAAGAGCAAGAUUUAAUAGGGAGUGGAAAGGCUAUCCUUAGAAGGGCUAUGACUGGACUAUUCAACUAUAUUCUUAUGGGGGCCAAAAUGCGUUUUUUUGUGACACUCUUCUAACUCCGUUUGUUUUCAUCAUAGAAGGGAACAGAAGGCUCCAGAGAGUCUUAGCUUUCAGGAAUGGGGUCAUAAUAGCUCAUAGCCAAGACGGUUAAAAUGUUAGAGCUAAAUUCAUAGGAAGAAAAUAAAUUCAACAUGCCGCAUUGGCUUCAGAAACUGCGUGAAUUUUAUGUUUACCAGAGUGAGCAUUUAAUUAUCUGUUCUCCUCUACCUUCCUGGUUGGCAAAGUACCAGGAUGUUGUCUCAGGUUUUGAAUCUGAAUUUAGAGAGCUGAAGCUGAAUAUAUGAAACUUUGAUUAACUUGAAAUGAUGGUUUGUAAACUUGAUUCACAGAAAAUGAAUGCAAUACUUACCAUAAGUUCAAUUUAUGAAUUCAGUGAUUCAAUUCAUGCAUUACAAAUAAAAUGUUUGUUGGGACUGAAAUCGCUCCAUUGGUCCAGUGGUGGAUAUAAUGUAUGUUCAAAUGCUAUCUUGAAAUAAAUCAAUAGCCUACUCUGUCAGACAUAUGAUCCAUUCUCAACUUGUAGCUUACAACUUUCCCUGUCUCGUCUGGGUUUAUUUUUCUGAUAUAGUCCUACCAUAUUUUUAGGCAUCAGAUCUGAUUGUCUUUUUACUUUUACUUAAGAAAUUAAUACAUCUCAGCUGAUACUCUGCAGGGGGGCAUCUUUGUGUCAGAAAUAUCGAUACCUGUCUUAGCUGGAUGAAUAGUUUGGGAAUGAUACUUUACGUCUAAGUUCUGUAUUUAUUGUAAUAUUCACCUGAACAUUACCCGAAGAAAGAUAAAUGUGAUGUUCAAAUGCAUUGGCUUUAUAGCAUACUGUAUGUUUAUAAAUAAAAUGUAACAAAUGAAUGAA
Molecule: messenger RNA, 7042 nt
Organism: Salvelinus sp. IW2-2015
Lineage: Eukaryota; Metazoa; Chordata; Actinopteri; Salmoniformes; Salmonidae
Product: LIM and calponin homology domains-containing protein 1
Biological process (GO): regulation of focal adhesion assembly; positive regulation of stress fiber assembly
Cellular component (GO): stress fiber
Molecular function (GO): myosin II head/neck binding
Source: RefSeq, a predicted model, not a curated record